Heterotrigona itama is the source of this 267-nucleotide messenger RNA. The record is from the annotation of a GenBank genome assembly. NCBI's taxonomy places the organism in Eukaryota, Metazoa, Arthropoda, Insecta, Hymenoptera, Apidae.
AUGGAUCCUUGGAGAAAGAUAACGAAUCGAACGAGCACAGUAUUUAGUUCAAUGGUUCAACGGUAUCUAAGUGAAACGAGGGAUACUCAUCAGUUCCGACGUAAAGAUAUAGAUAUAUAUACAUAUUUAUUUAUUAUAAAAAUGUUCGACGUGUUGACCAAGUCGUUUCAAUCCUUCGGUUUCUGCGUAAACGAUUUUGUACACGAAUCACAGGAACGAAAAAUUCCCAGAACGAGGGGAAUUACAGUCGAGAAUUUUCAUUUAUGA